Chironomus riparius is the source of this 8282-nucleotide messenger RNA. NCBI's taxonomy places the organism in Eukaryota, Metazoa, Arthropoda, Insecta, Diptera, Chironomidae. The record is from the annotation of a GenBank genome assembly.
AGGUACUCAGCUAUUCAGCUUCUUGGUUCUUUAGAUCAGAAUGUUCAUUCUUCAUUUAUAUAAGCAUCAAAUCUAACGUGAUGCUCUAAAAUAAAUUCACAAACCUAUUGGAACCAUCAAUUAAGCCACAACUAAUGUAUGAAUACUUUUCCAUUUAUCAAUGCCUUGCCUACAUAGUCUACAAACCUAAGAGAAAUAGAAACAACAAUUAAUUUUCAUGAAUGUAAAGAGAAAAAGCAACUUAAAUGCAGUAAGUCGGUAAAUUUGUUUCAGCAUAAUUUUGUUUGUUAAACUUUGAGUGCUCUAAAUGUACCGUAUAAUAAGACUUUCAAGCAUCUUAAGGUAAAGUAAAGUCAAAUCAAGGCGUGGAAACUAUCUCAAAUAUCAUAUUUAUCUUACAUAUCCCAAAAAUAUUCAAAAUAAUCCCUGAGCAUGCAUGCACGAUAAUAAAGAUAUCCCAACGUAUCCUUAGUUUAUUGGACGUGUAAUUUCAGGAUAUGAUGGGAUAUCUCAAUUCUAAUGCAUUGGGGCUGUUCACUUAUUACGUAACGCGAAAAAAUGACUUUUUAGACCCCCCCCCCGUAACAAAAUUUGUAUGAAAAAAAAAUUUCCUUGUUUGAACCGUAACAAAAUCUUAGACCCCCCUCCCCCCCUAAAAGCGUUACGUAAUAAGUGAAUGGCGCCAUACAGGCUCAGGGAUUAUUUUGAAUAUUUUUGGGAUAUGUGUGAUAAAUAUGAUAUUUGGGAUAGUUUCCACGCCUUGAGUCAAAUAAAAUAUCAACAUACGAAAAAAAAAUCCAAGCUAAUUCAAGGUCGUCAAAUAAGCUGAUUGCAUUUAAUCUUUCGACAAAAGCGGAAGGGUGACAAAAAUGUUUUGCCUACAUUGAGCUUUUUAUGAUUCCAUACAUUUCAUUUGAAAUGUUCUUUUCAUGCUGUUAUCAGCAUUUUUUUUCGUAAAUUUGUUCCUUCUGUUCUUCCUAUGUCAAUUUUUUUUUUGUGGUUGUUCUCAUCGCAGUGACAUUGGAAUCAUAAAAUAUUUAUAAAUACAGAUUGAAUUUUGAUAAAUAUACAUUUUCAUAUUUCCGUGUGUUGUGUGCGGAAGAACAAGUAGAAUUUUGGAAUGAUGAGUCAGAAUGUCUGCUGGAUGGAUAUAGAAUAGUUGAAGAUAAAUUUUGGUUUUUGGUUUUCGUAGAAAUUGAAUCCAAUUUUAACAAGCAUAAAUAACAAAAGCUGAAAAAAAAACUUGUCAAGAAAAACGUCUCCCCCACAAAUGUUUGGCGUUAAAUUCAAGCGGAAAUAAUAUAAGAAGAAACGAUAAAGGCAUUUAUAUCAAUUACAAUCUGCUGUGAAAAGGAAGAAAAAGGAAAUAACAAUUUGAAAGCUUUGAGUCAUGAUGACUGCGCUUCCACAAGCCAAUGAAACUGAUGUGCCGACAACAACCAGUGCCGCUGCUUUAGAUACACAAAAUGGUCACAGAAAAGGUCAUCGGCGACAAGAAUCACAAUAUGAGAUGACAGGGUUAUAUUCUGAAGCGCAAGACGACAGCAGUGCUGAUUUGCCUCAAGACACAGAAUCUGAUUCACUUCCGAGUUCAGUUGCAGCACAAAGUGUAACUGUAUCGACGACCUUAACUAAUCCAGCUGUGACGACGACAUGUAUAACAGCAUCCGCACCUGAAACUGUAAUAAAAUGUCAUAGUCGCCAGCCCUCAGCUAGCUUAAUGGAUCGUGAGAAAACCUUUCACAAUACUGACACGGUAGAUGAGGAAUUAUCACGAGAUUGCGGAAUUUUGUCAUGUAGACCGGCUAGGAUACAGAAGUUGGCAAGAAUAAAGAUUUUUGUAUUACUUCUAUCAAUGCUUGUGACACUACAACAAGCUGUUAGCUCGGGUUACAUUAAUUCAGUGAUAACGACAAUAGAAAAACGAUUCGACAUACCGUCGAGCUUAUCAGGACUGAUUGCGUCAUGUUAUGAGAUAGGAAAUGUGAUAACAGUGAUAUUUGUAAGCUAUUUGGGAAGUAGGAGACAUAUACCAGUGUGGAUUGGAAUCGGAGCGGUGAUAAUGGGAAUUGGCUCGACAUUAUUUUCAAUACCACAUUUUAUUGGUGAUACAAAUCCAAGUAUAAUGCUUGACAAUAAAACGGCAGAUAAUAUUUGUCGUGUGGUGUCUGUACGUGAGCAAGACAUGGGACUAGGAAGAUUUGGUCAUCAUAUCAGCAAGUUAUCAAAUCCAGCACUUGCUCCACAUAAUAAUCUCAGAGAGAACAAUUGUCUGGAGAGUAAACCAUCAACAUUUGGACCCGUAUUGUUUUUUGUUCUCGCACAAGUCUUACUCGGAUGCGGCGGAUCUCCUUUGUUUACUUUAGGAACAACAUAUGUUGAUGAUCAUGUAAAGAAUGAAAGUUCUUCAAUGUACAUCGGUUUCAUGUACAGCAUGGCUGCAUUUGGUCCGGUUUUGGGUUUCUUAUUGGGUGCAUAUCUGUUGUCAUUCCACAUGGAUGCAUUUUCAGGAAAUGUUAUUAAUAUAGAUCCAACAGACAGACGAUUUAUUGGACUAUGGUGGUUUGGCUUUCUGCUCAUCGGCCUACUUUUAAUUAUUGUUGCCAUUCCAUUCUUCUCAUUUCCAAAGGUAUUGACUCACGAGAAAAAGAAGAUUCGUUUAGCAGAGCAAUAUCGUCAGCAAAUAAUAGUUCCAUCACAUAAUUCGAGCAAUAGCUUACCACGUCAGCAGCAGCCGUUACCACAUCAGAAAAAUCCUCAACAGACCAAUCAGUUACAGCAGCAGCAACAACAACAACAACAACAACAGCAGCAACAGCAGAGUUCAGCAACAGCAAAUGGAACAAGCAGUAAUAAUGCCAAGGAUAGUAGUGGAUAUGGCAAGGAUAUAAAAGACAUUCCACUCUCAAUGUGGCGAUUAAUUUCAAAUCCCGUCUAUAUCGUGACAUGCUUGGGUGCAUGCAUGGAAUUGAUGAUUGUGAGUGGCUUUGUGGUGUUCUUACCAAAAUACCUCGAGACACAAUUCAGCUUGGGUAAGAGUCAAGCUAGUGUAUUUACUGGAUCAAUUGCAAUACCCGGAGCAUGUAUUGGAAUUUUCAUUGGUGGAUGUUUCCUCAAAAGAUUUCAAUUGAAGCCCAAAGGCGCUGUUCAAUUUGUUCUCGUCUCAAAUAUCAUAUGUCUUUUUUGCUAUGGAUUGCUGUUCUUCCUUGGUUGUGAUAAUGUUAAAAUGGCUGGUACAACAAUACCUUAUUAUAAUAAUACACCGCAACAUAAUAUGGAGCCAUUUCAAGUCAAUCUCACGGCUGCAUGUAAUUUUGGAUGCGAAUGUAAUAUGAUUGAUGUGGAACCAGUAUGCGGAAACAAUGGACUGACUUACUUUAGUCCCUGCCAUGCAGGAUGUACUUCAUCAUCUUCCUCAAAUUAUUCAGACUGUGCAUGUGUCCAUCAAAAUGUGACUCCAAAGCAGAUUUAUGAAGGAAUCGAUGGUGCACAGGCGCAUGCACUUAAUGCAGACGAUGCUUAUCAGGAGGUGACUGUAGUACCAGUUGCGACAGCUGGUCCUUGCCAUAAACCAUGCAGAACGAUAUUCCCAUUUCUUAUACUUCUCUUCUUUAUGACGUUCAUUGUUGCUGCCACUCAAAUGCCACUGCUUAUGAUUGUCUUACGUUCUGUAUCAGAAGAAGAACGCUCAUUUGCAUUAGGUAUGCAAUUCGUCAUAUUCCGAUUGUUUGGAUAUAUUCCAGCACCAAUAUUAUUCGGUAAUUUAAUCGAUUCCUCAUGCUUAUUAUGGAAAUCGACUUGCGGCGAGACUGGUGGUCGAUGUCUCAUCUAUGAUAUUGAGAAGUUCCGUUUCAAAUAUAUCGGAUUGUGUACAUCAAUCAAAGUUGUUGCACUGACAAUAUUUGCCGUGGAUUGGUGGCUCGUCAGCAAACGAAAGCAUCUUGAAAAGUUACAGACGCUGACGGCAAAUGAUGUUGUCGGUUCGAUCAUCAGUUUAGAUAAAUUGUUUGAAGAGAAAGAAGCGCAAGGUGAAAUGAUUGAUUGUGAGGAUAUAACUUUACGUGUCGUGAUGGCUGCAAGGCAUUUGAGGAAUGAUUCAAAGUCUAUUCAAGUUGAAUUGAAACCCGACGAUAAAGUUUUGAUGAACAAUCGAUUGCCACAUCAGAAGCAUGCUCGAAGCAGUUCAUGCGACGUGAAAAUAACGCGAAGCAAUUCAAGUAACUCAGAUGUUGAUCGAUUGAGGAAGAUGAGAAAUACACAUACGAGAACGAAUUCGCGUGACUAUGAAUAUCUCAAUAAUCAACUUAACAAUCAGAAUAUGAAUACGAAUAUAAGAUAUAUUGUAAAUCACUUAAAGAAGCCAAUGACUAAUCUCAAUAGUAACUUUAAUCUCAAUAAGAAUUUUAAUAAUCGACGUCGUCACAUGAGGAAUCACUCAUAUGGACAAGAAUUCUCAUUUUUACCUAACAAUGCAAUUAUCCGUCUUGAUAAUGAUUUGGCUAAUAAAUUUCUACUGAGUACGAGCGGCAAUAAUAGUCGACAUCACUCGAGAAAAAAUUCUUAUGAUCCGACACAUCAUGUAGAUAUCAAUUUACUUCAUCAAAAAUUAACCAACCAAAAAAUUAAUGAUGACUUACUAUUAAAUGAAGAGGAAUGUGAUGAGGAACAGGGCAGUGCAAAUAAUAUUGUUGGAAAUUCAACCGUUACAGCUAUUGCUGAGGAGGAUACAAUACUGAGACAUAGGAGGACUAAUUCAAAAGAUUUAAAUAUUAAGAUUGAGGAGGAAAAUCAGUUGGAUGAGACGACGAAGGAGCAUAAAGACACCCCAACAACGGAUUUAUGAAUGUUAUGACAUUUAGCCAAAAUUUCACACAGGUAUUUGUGUGUGUUUGUUAAUUAAUUUAAGAGAAUACAAGCUGUAUGGGGUUGUUGACUUAUGAUGUCUAAUAUUUAGGGUCAGCUUAAAGCUAUGAGAUACUUUAGGGGUUGGUUGGUUGCUUUGUUUUAGGAUUAUCUUAGGCUUCAACUCUUGGCCAGCUUUAGAGCAGCUUUUGGCUAUAACUUUAGGGCUUUAACUCCAAUAGUAAUGUUUAUCCUCCUGAAUGCUGACUAAUUAACCCCAGAAGUAAAGGAAUAUGUUCAAACCUUAUUUUUAUAGACGACAUAAGCAAACAUCCUCAUACUAAGGAAUACUUUGUAAAAUAUAAAGAGAAUUUUUUUAAAAAAAAAAGAAUUGACAUAAGAUACAGAAAAAAGUCUAUCAAAAGUUAUUCUAAAUGUGAUGAAAAUUCCUUCUACUCCAAAAACACCUAAAAAGUUAUAAAAAUGAAAUAUAAAUUAGGAAAAGCUCACAGAAUUAUGACGAACGAUAAAGUAGAAAAUGUGCUGUGAAUGUAAAGACGCAAUUGACGUUUUAAUCACACUACAAAAGAAAUACAUAAAAAAAUAUGUUUAAAAAUUUCUAUUUUUUACUUUUAGCAUUUUUCUGAUUAUUAAUUUCGUUAUUAGAAUCUAUAAAUUUGCGUUACGUAUUGUUGAAUUUUAGGAGUGUAUGGAAUCGAGCAUUGCGUUACAAAGUUAUGAUUAUUGCCAUUGAAUAGUUAAUUUUCUUGUAAUUUAGAAUCUUAAGUUCUAGAAUUGUCUGAAUUCGGAUUCAUUAGAAUCGAUUUAAACUUCUUACAAUUGAUAUGAUCAAUUUCUUCGAUUAGCUAUUCAUUAAUCGUAGAAUCUAUUGCAUUAGUAAAAUAUGGAUUAAAAUUGAUUUAUUAGAUAUUACUUUGCUAUGUUGUUAUAGAUCUGCAAAGCAAUUAAAUCUUAAGAGUUGUUAAAACUAGAUUUCAACAUAUUAGUCAAACUAACCCUUCCAUUAGCAUUCCAAAAGUUUCUUAGAAAUUUUUAUAAUUAGUAUUCCAAAUCAUUGAGUAUUAAACUUUGUGACUUUUAUGUUAGCAACUUAAGUUUAAUCAUAUAUUGGCAAUAUUCAUAACUUUGUGAGAAUUAGGAAAUCUAAUUUCAUACAAUCGUAGUUUUAUCUUUAGGACUUUGCAUUGCUUAGAAUUUACUCAAAAAUCUUAUUUUGAAAGAGGAACCAAUAAUUUGGCACUCAUAAAUGAAUCUUAAAAAUUUCCACGAAAAUAUUUUUAAAAAUUUUAAUCUCAAAAGAACGUCUUUGUGAAAAUAUUUUAAAAUGAAAUGGAAAAAAAAUAGAAAAGCUAUAAAAAAAAUUAAAUGUUUAUGAAAGAAAAAAGAAUUAUAUUUUUAUAGAAAUAUGCAACAACAGAACGAUGUUAGUUCCUAUAAGAUGAAGAUAAACAAAAAGAAGAAAGAAAAUACUGAGAAUAAUCUUUAAUCGAAUCUCAAAACAAUGUACUUAUAUGCUACAAAUUCUGCCCCACUCUCAUCUCUAUUUAUUCUUUCAAUAUUCAGUUCCAUUGAAUUCACUGACUGUUAAAUUUUAUGACAAAAUUUUUAAGAAAAUCCAUUUAGAUGAAAUAUUGAAAUAUUUUUGGAGUGGCUUUGUGGAUUGGGAAAUUGAUUACUCAUGGAUAUCUGAACGUUUUUUAAUCUUAUUUCUCAAAUAGAGCUGUAUUAUAGACUUUACCAAAUCUUAUGUAAGUAAGAUCAUUUUUAGAAAUCUCAACUUUUGUCCAAAGAUUUAUACUUCGUAAAAUUUGGACAAGCUUUACACAAAUCGAUAUCAGACUAAACUCCAGAAAGAUCCAUCCUGAAAUUCCAAUAAAUUAAAAAAACUUUUACUUUAUGUUACAAAAUGACGAAUAAUCUCCAAUUUAAAAUCUCAUUUAAACUUUAAAAAUCUCAAAUUUCUAUACUUAAAUAAACUGAACUCAAACCACAAGAUCCUGACAAGAUCCAUAUCCAAAAAAUGAUUUAUUCCCACAAUUUUAAUCAAUUUACAAAUCCACUCAUUCCAUUAUUAAAGAAAUCAUUAAUCAAACCCGACGAAUUUAAAAAUACUGAACGCAAUUAAAACUGAAUAUGAUUACUCUUAAAAUGUACGAAAUAAAUCAUAUGAUUAUUAGUUCGAUAAGUGUAUCUGAAAAAUGGAAUAAAGAUGAUUUACAAUCUGUUUAUAAUGUGAAAGAAAUCGAGUGCAAUUGAAUGAGAAAUGCCUACAAAUUAGUGGUAAACAAAAAAUAAAUAACUUUAUACUGAUGAAAAAAAUAUAAAAAUCUCCCAAAAAAUAUAAAAAUUUAUCAAAUUUGGAAAGAAGAAAAAUCUCUUUUAAGAAUAAAAUGUUGAUAUGUCCAAAAUUCCUGCUGCGGGUAUCAAAGAAGAUUUCAAAAUCAUACAGUUCUAGAGUUUAAAAGACUUAUAUGUAAUAGAAAUGUUAAUUUAAAUAGUUUACAGCAUGAAUUUGAGGAAAUUUUUGAGGGUUUUUUAAGAUGAUUUUAAUUUCUUUAAUAGUAAUCUCAUUUUAUAAGGAUUCUGAACUUCAUAACUAAGUUCUUAAAAGCAAACGAACUUAAAAAACACGGUUUUUGGUUUAACCUACAAAGAACUUAAUUUUCAACGUAUAAAUUUCUUGUUUUAAUUUUUCUUGAUUGAACUUAGUUCAACUUCAAAUUCAUCGAGUUGCUAAAAUUCAAAAGAAAAUCUUCAAAAACCCACAAAAAAUUCUUCAUCAUCUCCCCUUAAAAAGAUAGAUGUAGUUGCUGUUCUUAUAAAGUAAUAAAAAAGAAUCCUUACUCCUUAUUACAAGAACGAAUGAAAAGAUUUUAAAUUAAUAGUAAAAAAUAUAAACCGAAAGAUAAAAGAGAAAAAUUUAUUUAAUGCUGUGCAAAACUAAGUAAGAAAGAUUGUUAAAGUUGAAAGAAAACGAAAGAAAAGGCAACAAAACAUAGACAAUGAAUUAUUUUCUCCUCCAUAUUCUUUCCCUCAAUGAAUUGUAGCUAAGAUGAAUGAAUUAUGUUUUCUUCUUAUCUGUGAAGCAAUAAUAAUAGUGUCUAAAUAGUUUUUGAUGAAAUUAUUAUUAAUUGUUUUGAAUUAGACAAAGAAAAAAGAUGAAGAAUUGUACUUACUCGUGUAUAUUUUAUGAUUAUGUGAAAAAGUUUCAAAGCUUUUUGAAGAAAAUUGAAAUUUUUUGAUGAAUUUUAAAUAAAAUUUUGAUUUAGAUUUAGAAAUUCGAAUGUGCAUUUUUGAUCGUUCCUUAAAGUUGUCUGCAUCUGUCUUUAAUCUGAUCAACUUUAGGAGAGAUGCUGAAAACUUUGAUCGAUCCUGCAGUAGACAGUGUUUCCUAAUCUGAAUUUAAUUGCUAAUUUCAA